CCAGAAUCACGACUUGAAAAAUAAGCUCUUGUUGAACAGUUCCGCCGCAUCCGGCCCGAAAUACGACCUCACCUUCCCAAUUGGAAAAUUUCUUCAUCAUCUCUUCAACGACCAUGGGACGGACAAAAGCCAAGAAAAGGGCAAAGUCAAAGGCAGUUGACCCACCGCCUCAAGACUUUCCUCAGAAAGGACCUUCGAUUUCUUCCCUUCUCGAAAAAGCACAAAGCCUUGUCACCCAAUGCGACUAUGAUCUUGCUCGACGAUUUAUCCUUCGAAUAUUAGAGACCGAGCCAACAAACACAGAAGCACAAGAAAUGCUUGGCGUAGUAGAACUUGAAAGAGGAGAUAUAGAUGCUGCGAAAAGGGUCUUUACUGCUAUGAUAUCGGCUGCAGAAAAUUCGACUGUUCCUCCUCCUCCAUCUGCCCAUCUUUGCUUGGCCCAGCUUUGCGAAGAUGAGCCCAAGCUGGCUUUACAGCACUAUCAAACGGCCAUUGAUACGCUCAUGGGCCAGCUGAAAGGCAAGGUCAAGGCAACUGGGGAUGAUUUAGACAACGAGGCCCAAAUCAAGUCAAAUAUCGUUCGCGCUUUAAUCGGUCAGGUUGAGAUAUGGAUGGAUCCUUCGUAUGAUCUCUGUUUUGAAGACGAUGCAGAGAAAAACUGUGAGAGCCUUUUGGCGACCGCACUGCAGACGGAUCCUGGAAAUUCAGAAGCUCUCCAAUCUCUGGCCUCUGUGCGUAUGUCGCAACAGCGCCCAGAAGAGGCCAAAGAAUGUUUGGAGAAAGCCUGGUCAGCUUGGAAGGACCUGGAUUUAGAUGAUCCCAGAGUUCCGCCUAUAGCUACGCGCAUAUCAUUGGCCAAACUAUUCCUCGAAUUGGAGCUAUAUGCGCCAGCAUUGCUUGUUUUGCAUGGUGUCAUGUUGUCCGAUGACCAGGAAGUUGAAGCCUGGUAUCUUGAAGGAUGGUGUUACUUUCUUAUGGCCGAGCAAGCACGGGAGACUAGCGGCAAGUUGAAGGAUAUGGCUUGGGAAGAAUUGGCGAAAGAUGCUCGGGAUCGCUUAGAAACGUGUCAAUUGCUCCAUGUGAAUGAAGGACACCCUGAUAUACCGCUCCUGGAUCAUGUGAAGACAUUAAUCAGCCAGCUAGAAGCUCUUGGCAUACAGCCCUCAGCUCCGCUUGAUGAAGAGGAAGAGGAACGCGAAUGGGAGGACCUAGACAGUGAAGACGAUGACGGCGAUGUAGAAAUGUCGUAGCAGACGUUGCAAAAGUAUCACCUCUACAGAAUCUAAUAAUACCCGGUUCCGGAUAAUAUCUCGCUUGUAAAUGAUCGGCGAAUGAAUUUGAAACACAGAAGACCGGCUUGCUCUUCUCUUCUUCAUUCU
Messenger RNA from Desarmillaria tabescens, 1379 nucleotides. RefSeq lists its product as uncharacterized. The coding region runs from base 114 to 1250 and encodes 378 amino acids. NCBI's taxonomy places the organism in Eukaryota, Fungi, Basidiomycota, Agaricomycetes, Agaricales, Physalacriaceae. The transcript is spliced from 5 exons. Gene Ontology annotation, molecular function: protein binding. The record is from RefSeq and is a predicted model, not a curated record.